AUGGCUACUCCGACAGCUAUGCCGAGAGAUGAAAGAAAGAGGCAGUAUGCGGCUUUACGCCGUGCUGUAGUUCGCUCUUGCGAACCGGCCUUGCUAGCCAAGUUCUCUCUCAGCAGUGAUGGAGAAAGGUGGUCAAUGCUCAAGCAGUGGAUGCUGAGCGAUGGGAAGCUUGAUUCAAUCACUGUGGAGGAAAAGUUCGUUCGAUGGUGUGAGCAGCUUCGCACAGACAACUAUGUCACGGUGACCAAACUUCAGUUGUACAAGAUCUACGGGCGUUCAAAGGAGGCCAAAGGCUUUGUGGAGUCCCUCUGCAAAGGACAGACAGGUGUGUCACACCCACAGUGCCCUGAGAUGAAGAUGUACAAGGUGCUGAAAGAGGUGGUUGAAACCACUUCGUCGGGAACUAAAGGCGAAACUGAGAUGAAAGUGGGAGGUCGGGUUAGAUCUUCUUCGAUGAAGGAGCUGCUAUCCAAACAGUUGAAAGUUGGUCUUGACAGCCUAGAGUCCCAGGCGCAUAUGGACUUGAAAACAGGGACCAUAAAGAAUAAGAAGGAAAAGAAAGCAAAAUCCCCUGCCCAGCUGGCAUUGGCCGAAGUCAAGCAGCUGCACAACAAGUUGAAGAAGUGCUUCAACGAGAUCCCCAAGAUCGUCGAGGAGCUGGAGACCCUUCCAGUCCGCAACUCCGAAGAGCUUGUACGUGUGCUGCGCCGACAUGAGGAGAGGUUGCCCUAUUUGGUUCAAUAUGCCAACGACAGAGCCUCCAAGCCCCUUUCUGAGGUGAUCCCCGAAGAAUUUUCAGAGUGGGUGGAUUUGCAAAAGCCCACGUUAAGUGAAAUUGAGGGAGAUGUUCGGGAUGGGAGACGCAGGGUCUCUGCAACCAAAGGGCCUCGAAAGAGGGCCAAUCAAGCCACGCCUGCGCAGAGUGAUGGGGAUGAUAUUUCUGAUGGCAGUGGUUCAGAAGUGGAGGGUUGA
Molecule: messenger RNA, 972 nt
Organism: Cladocopium goreaui
Lineage: Eukaryota; Dinophyceae; Suessiales; Symbiodiniaceae
Source: the annotation of a GenBank genome assembly